Molecule: messenger RNA, 1917 nt
Organism: Linum tenue
Lineage: Eukaryota; Viridiplantae; Streptophyta; Magnoliopsida; Malpighiales; Linaceae
Source: the annotation of a GenBank genome assembly
CAGGAUAAGAAAUGCACUUACAUCAACUACCCAUUGACGACGACGAUUGUGGUCUUAAGGAGCCUGACUGAUUUUGUAUACUUGUUGAACAUACUUCUCCGGUUUAGGUUGGCUUAUUUAGAUCCUGAAUCUACCGAGCUCGGCGCUGGAGAGUUGGUAAAACAUCCCAAGAAGAUUGCAAAGAAUUACAUGCGUGGAUGGUUUUUGAUCGACUUGUUAAAUGCACCGCCUCUUCCCCAAAUCAUCGUAUUACUGGUUCUGCCAGGCGAGUUGGGAUCAUCGGGAGCCAAUUACGCUAAAAACCUUCUAAGGACAGCCGUUGUUGUGCAAUAUGUUCCCAGGUUGUGGAGGUUCUUACCACUUGUGAUUGGUCGGGCGGAGAGUGGCUUCACAUUUCAGACGGCAUGGGCAAACUUGGUUAUCAACUUUCUCACUUUUGUAUUGUCUGGCCAUGUAAUGGGAGCAUGUUGGUACCUCUUUGGAUUACAGAGGGUUAAUCAGUGCUUCCGUGAUGCUUGCCAUAAUUCUAAUAUUACCAAUUGCAUUAAUUUCAUAGAUUGUGGCCACGGUGAAGAAUUCAUGGAAUUAUCUCGCAACCCGGAAUGGAAGAAUUGGAUAAGUGAUGUGAAUGCGACUGCAUGUUUUACGACAAUUGGUGGUGGUGGUGGUGGUUUUUCUUAUGGGAUUUUUGCUCAGGCAGUCAACCUCACCACAGAAGAUAGUUUCAUCACCAGAUACAUAUAUUCAUUGUUCUGGGGUUUUCAGCAAAUCAGCACUCUUGCUGGAAACCAGGAACCAAGCUAUUUUGUUUGGGAAGUACUUUUCACAAUGCUAAUUGUUGGACUUGGCUUGUUGCUCUUUGCAUUUCUCAUUGGCAACAUGCAGAACUUUCUUCAGGCUCUUGGGCAGAGGAGAUUAGAAAUGUUUCUAAGGCGACGUGAUGUGGAACAGUGGAUGAAUCAUCGGCGUUUGCCACCAGAACUAAGGAGGACAGUGAAGGAAGCUGAACGUCAUAAUUGGGCUGCUACCAGAGGAGUGAAUGAAGAAGCGCUGUUGGAGAAUUUACCUGAAGAUCUCCGAAGAGAAGUUAGAAGGCAUUUAUUCAGGUUUCUCAAGGAAGUGGGCAUAUUUAAUAUGGAGAUCCAUGACAAUGAACUGGACGCCAUCUACGAGAAACUGAAGCAAAGAACAUACAAGAAGGGCAGUGAAAUCUUCUGCACCGGCGGAGUGGUGGAUAAGAUGGUGCUCAUCGUGCGGGGAAAGUUGAAGAGCACAGGUGAGGAUGGAACUGUAAUCACUUUGUCGCAAGGCCAAGUCUGUGGAGAUGAACUGCUAACAUGGUGUCGUCAGCAUGCUUCUUCAUUGAGCAAAGGUAUUCAAGUAACGGAAAUGGGGCAGAGAUUAAUCAGCCGGAGAACAGUAAAGUGCUUAACCCAAGUGGAGGUGUUCUUGCUUCGAGAAGUGGACUUGAAAGAUGUAGACAGCAUCCUCGCUGGGUGCUUGAGGAAUCCACUGGUCCAAGACGCCAUCAGGAAAGCAUCGUUGGUGAAGAAAAUCAAAGUUGCACCUCAAAAGAUUCAACUGCGUGGAGUUGCCAACAGAAGAGAGACUAGGGGAAAGGAGACUAGUAGCAGUACUGCGACAUGGGUCGGGAAAGCAGUGAACCGACGAUCUCCAAUCAACCAGGCAGCAAACAAGUAGAGAAAUGAACGGUGAGGCAAUUAGUGCAUUGGAACUGAAGACCAUCCAUCCAUCAAGUUAGUGUAGAAUUCGAUAAUGAAUGGAAGAAAAGAAUAGAGAUUUACAUGAUGCAUGUCCCCGCUCAAUGUGAACGGGACAAAUCCACAGAGAGUUGGAGCUCUCGAAGAAAAACUUAAAUGAUUGUAUUACCUCUUUUGUUCUGCGACAAGAGGAGCC